AUGGACGUCUUCCAGAAGUGUUUGGCUAUUGCCAAGGACCCGUGGCAUGCCAGAUGGAUAUGUCCAUUGCUACUGCUAGCCGAUGCAGGCCUCACUGCCUUGAUCGUGUGGAAAGUACCAUACACCGAGAUCGAUUGGACAGCAUAUGUCGAACAGGUCGCACAAUAUCUUGCUGGAGAGCGUGACUAUACCAAGAUCCAAGGAGGUACUGGGCCUUUGGUCUAUCCCGCGGCUCAUGUCUACAUCUACCAGAUGCUAUAUCGGUUCACCGAUCAAGGAACCAAUAUUCCGUUUGCACAGAUCAUCUUUGGCGUCCUUUACCUUUUGACGCUUGCUGUUGUUAUGGCAUGCUACCGCAAUGCAAAGAUACCACCCUACGUGUUUCCAAUGCUCAUCUUGUCCAAGCGCAUGCACUCAAUCUUUACGCUGCGUUUGUUCAAUGAUUGCUUUGCCAUCUUCUUUUUCUUUUUGGCCGUCUACUGCUACCAGAAGCGAUGGUGGGUCACUGGAUCGGUGAUCUACUCGAUUGGGCUGGGAGUCAAGAUGAGUCUAUUGCUUGCAUUGCCUUCUGUCGGCAUUGUGCUUCUGCAAGCACUUGGCGCCGGUGAUGCAAUUGGUCAUGCAUCACUGAUUGUCUUGAUACAGGUUCUACUGUCAUUGCCAUUCACGCUACACAACCCACAAGGCUACCUCUCACGAGCAUUCGAGUUCACACGACAGUUCUUCUUCAAGUGGACAGUAAACUGGCGUUUUGUCGGAGAGGAAACGUUCCUCUCGAAGCAAUUUGCAUUGACAUUGAUGGCUGUUCAUGUUUCUUUACUUGUUCUGUUUGCUACGACCCGCUGGCUGAAGCCUUCGAGGCAAUCCCUCCCAGAAGUCAUCGGCUCGAUUUUCAACCCUCCAUCGAAAGCGCAGCAAGCACAAAUCUCAGCAAGAGUGACACCAAGAUUUAUCCUGACGACUAUUCUCUCGGCAAAUGCGAUUGGCAUGCUGUGCGCAAGAUCGCUGCACUACCAGUUCUAUUCUUGGAUUGUGUGGGCGACUCCUGCUCUUCUCUGGCGUGCGGGUUAUCACCCAAUCCUCCAGUAUGCCCUGUGGGGAGCGCAAGAGUACGCUUGGAAUGUCUUCCCCAGCACUAACUUCAGCUCGAUGGUUGUAGUACAGGUUCUCGCGGCGACGGUAGUAGGUGUGUGGUAUGGAACAAGAAAGGAAGCCAUCGACAUUGCGGCGGAGAAGCACCAGCAUAUAGAGUAG
Messenger RNA from Aureobasidium melanogenum CBS 110374, 1254 nucleotides. Its product is annotated as ALG3-domain-containing protein. Gene Ontology annotation, cellular component: endoplasmic reticulum. Gene Ontology annotation, molecular function: dol-P-Man:Man(5)GlcNAc(2)-PP-Dol alpha-1,3-mannosyltransferase activity. Bases 1 to 1254 code for a protein of 417 amino acids. The record is from RefSeq and is a predicted model, not a curated record. Lineage: Eukaryota; Fungi; Ascomycota; Dothideomycetes; Dothideales; Saccotheciaceae. The transcript is spliced from 4 exons.